Phanerochaete carnosa HHB-10118-sp is the source of this 906-nucleotide messenger RNA. RefSeq lists its product as uncharacterized. Bases 1 to 906 code for a protein of 301 amino acids. Lineage: Eukaryota; Fungi; Basidiomycota; Agaricomycetes; Polyporales; Phanerochaetaceae. The transcript has 7 exons. The record is from RefSeq and is a predicted model, not a curated record.
AUGCCAAUUCAAUGGACGAAACGCAGCACCACCCGAGAUCCAUGUACUGCCUUCGACUACGGUGUCACACCGGGGUCGGUACGGAGGGUGCGAUUUGCGGAAGACUCGCUGUGCAGCUAUCAAGAAGCCCCUGCAUACGAUUCAACCUUUGACUCGGAUGUCGACAAUAUCUCCCCCAUUCCAUCGAGACAUCUUUACCGGAUAGGGGAAAAACACCUUGAGAACUCUCUAACCGCUAUGACUGACGGUGAUACCGAAACAGACAAUGGCGCCGCCUUGUCUGGCCACGACCGCAGCCGCACUGAGAGUCCGGAAGAGAAAUCAUUAGACUUUCUCUUCUAUGAUCGCGAAGGCAUUGAGACAGGUCUCCUCGAGUCCUUCGCCUCUUCUCCUGAUACCUCUAGCCCAUCCACUCCCCUAUCAAACGCUUUCGACCUCAUGGCUCGUGAUGUGUCUACGAGAUUCUCCACUGUCACGCUGGAAGAUCCUGAUAUCGGAUCCUUCUCGACUCCCUUGUUAAACCGAGGACUGCCUUCCCUGAGCGAGGACUCUUUGGGCAUCAUGUCCGACCUUGAUGACGCGUUUAGAGAGUUCGUCGAUUCGUUCAAGUCACUCAAAGAUCCUGUCGUUGAAGCAGGGGAAUACCAUGGGACUAGUGCUUCUGUGAAUAUCGAGGGCUCGGUGUCGGGAGGCUCUAGCUUGGUGGCAUCAUCCAGCAAGGGAUGGUCCGGACUGCAGUACAGGAGUCCCUCCGUCAGGCAAAACAAGCCUCCACCCAGGCUCUUCGCAGGACGCCACUCUCGCAGCGCGAUCCUGCGCUUAACCGACUCCAGAGCUGGGUUGCCGCCGGUGAACCUCAACUUCGGCUCAGAAGAAGAAGAGCCCGUCAAGCCCCGCUGCGCUUGA